This is a messenger RNA of Humulus lupulus (European hop), 1188 nucleotides long. RefSeq names its product ribonuclease 2-like. Bases 95 to 955 code for a protein of 286 amino acids. The record is from RefSeq and is a predicted model, not a curated record. Gene Ontology annotation, biological process: RNA catabolic process. Gene Ontology annotation, molecular function: ribonuclease T2 activity; RNA binding. Gene Ontology annotation, cellular component: extracellular region. Lineage: Eukaryota; Viridiplantae; Streptophyta; Magnoliopsida; Rosales; Cannabaceae. The transcript is spliced from 9 exons.
UGUCAAAUUUGGGUAGUUGGUCGUUUCGGGGCACCUGAUACAGGAGAUAGAAUCUUUUUUGGGAGAUCGGAAAGACCAAACCUCGGCUACUCCGAUGGCUCUGCUUUUCCCCAAAUGGGCUUCUUUAGCCAUCUUAGCAUUAUCAGUGGCUUCCUUCCUCACCACGGAGGCCAAACCUAAUGGACUCGGACUUGGAAUCUUUCCAAGAGGAAAACCUCAGACUCAGAGAGAGUUCGAUUACUUCGCCUUGGCUCUGCAAUGGCCCGCCACCUACUGUCGCCGCAGCCGCCAUUGCUGUACUUCCAAUGCUUGCUGCCGAGGUUCAAAUGCCCCUGCCGAGUUUACAAUACAUGGGUUGUGGCCUGAUUACAAUGAUGGAAGCUGGCCUUCCUGCUGCACGAAUAAGAGGUUUAAUGAGAAAGAGAUUUCUACAUUGCUUGGCGAUCUAGAAAAGUAUUGGCCGUCUUUAAGCUGUGGUUCACCAUCAACCUGCCAUGGUGGUAAAGGGUCCUUUUGGGGUCAUGAGUGGGAGAAGCAUGGAACUUGUUCUGCUCCUGUCACUGGUGAUGAAUACAAUUACUUUUCAACGGUCCUAAAUAUCUACUUCAAAUACAAUGUCUCAAGAGUCCUCUCCGAAGAAGGAUAUGUGCCUUCUGACAGUGAAAAAUAUCCUAUUGGAGGCAUCAUUUCUGCCAUUCAAAAUGCUUUUCACACAACCCCAUUGAUAGUUUGCAAAAAUGGAGCUAUAGAGGAACUUCGGUUAUGCUUUUACAAGAACUUUGAGCCUCGGGACUGUGUGACACAAGUUACCAAUGACAACAUGGUUUCUUCAAGAAACUCAUGUCCCAAGUAUGUCAGCUUACCAGCGCACACGUCAAGGGGGGUCAAUGGUGCCGAGACAAAAAUUCCAUGGAUUCCUGCAAAAGAAGCUAUUCAAGAACAUGAAAGCAUGUAAAUAUUGUGAACCAACCAGUCCACAUAAUGGAACUUUCUUAAUUUAAUCUGUAUAAUAAAGUGUUGCAUGAAUUCAGACUCCAUGAAAUAUUGAUGCACAAAUUGUUGUAGAUUACAGUUCCAUUGUUCUCAUCUAUCAUUGAAAAAUAUGCAAACAUUUAGUGCUAAAUGGAUGUAUAAAUACAUUAAUUUGUCAAAUCUGAAAACAGAGGAGUAAAACAUAGCUUUCUGCCA